Exophiala xenobiotica is the source of this 2673-nucleotide messenger RNA. RefSeq lists its product as uncharacterized. Bases 1 to 2673 code for a protein of 890 amino acids. The transcript is spliced from 3 exons. Gene Ontology annotation, molecular function: FAD binding. NCBI's taxonomy places the organism in Eukaryota, Fungi, Ascomycota, Eurotiomycetes, Chaetothyriales, Herpotrichiellaceae. The record is from RefSeq and is a predicted model, not a curated record.
AUGGGUGAAUAUCUUGCCGAGACCCCAAAUGGCUAUGACCAAGGCCUCGAGGUUCCCGUCCUCAUCGUGGGCGCAGGACCCUCAGGUGCAACGACUGCCCUCCUGCUGGGCCGCUUCGAUAUUUCAACCUUGGUUAUUUCACGCCACCAAGGGACUGCCAACACGCCACGCGCCCACAUUUUCAACCAGCGAGCCAUGGAAGUCCUUCGAGACGCUGGUAUCGAGCAUCUCGUAAAGCCCAUUGCGGCGCCCAAAGAAGACCUGGAACACGUGGGAUGGUUACAUUCACUGAAUGGGGAGGAAUAUGGACGAGUUUAUGCUUGGGGCAACAAGCCUGACCAAGUGGGAGAGUAUCUUGCCGCAAGUCCAUGUCAGAUGUCGGAUCUUCCGCAGAGCCUACUUGAACCCAUUCUGGUGCAAGAAGCGACAAAAUUAGGAGCAGAGUUCAGAUUCAACACGGAAUUUAUCUCGCAAGAGCAACUGCCUGAUGGGAGGAUACGAACGAUUGUUCGAAACCGAGUAGCGAAUACGACCUACAGGAUCAUCUCCCAGUACCUAGUAGGCGCGGACGGCGCAAGAAGCUCAGUCCUGAACAGUCUCGACAUCCCCGUCGACGGCAAACAGCUAUCCUUGGCGUUCAAUGUACACAUAAAGGCCGAUCUAACCAAGUAUUUCGCACACCGUCCUGGUUCAAUGAACUGGAUUCUCAACCCACAGGCACCUGACUGGUCCGCCACCGGAUCUGUCAGGAUGGUGCGUCCUUGGAAUGAGUUCAUUGUAUCUAUGCACCCUGCUGAACACCUAGAGCAUUUUGAACCAACCGAUAAGCAAGUACUACACAGACUCCACCAGAUGUUUGGCGAUGAUACGAUUCCAAUCGAACUACUAGGACACUUUCGCUGGAAUAUUAAUGAUCAGGUAGCAAGAAUCUGGAAGAAGGGAAGUGUACUGUGCAUUGGAGAUGCAGUGCAUCGUCAUCCUCCGAUCAAUGGACUAGGAAGCAAUACUUGCAUCUCUGAUGCGUUCAAUAUUGCAUGGAAACUUGCCUAUGUACUGAAAGGACUUGCUAGCCCAAGAAUAUUGAACAGUCUAACACCAGAGCGGAAACCAGUUGGCGACGGGGUAGUUCGAAGGGCCAAUGAUGGAAUGUUGGUGCAUCGAAAGUUGUGGGCACUUAUGGGUGCGACGGAGGAAGAACGCUCGCAGCUAAGGAGUCUAAUGCGAGAACCUACACCAGAAGGCCAGGCAUUGAGAACGAAGAUCCGCGAUCUGAUGGAGCAAACUGAUGACGAAUUCAAUGCUCUGGGGAUACAGAUGAAUCAGAUAUAUACGCAUUCUCAGCUCACGAUUGUUGAACCCGGCGAUAUCGCGCCAGAGCUGGACGGUGUGAAUUUGGUGAAACAGCAUGUCAAAUCGACAUAUCCAGGCUUUCAUUUACCACAUGUCUGGCUAGCAAAGGAUGGGCAAUCGCAACGAAUAUCGACACUAGAUCUCUCUGGUGCAGGUUGUUUUACUCUUUUCACGGGCAUUGGUGGUGAGGCAUGGAAACAAGCCGCCGAAGAGAUCAUGAAAGAAACUGGAAUUGCUCUGAAAGCAUACGGUAUCGGCGUGGGACAGGAUUAUAUGGAUGCAUAUUGGGGCUGGCAGGAUAUACGCGGAGUUGAUGAGGACGGGGUGGUCUUGCGUCAUACUCCUGAAAUGGGUUCUCUCAGCGAUAGUCGCGUUAAGCUUGCCAAAACACAAUUUGUCAUAUACUACCACGCGGAUCUCUCCAAAGCGUCUAAAUUCCUUCUGGAUUUCGGGUUUGAAGUGGCCGAACAACGGGGCGACGAUGUCAUUUACUUUAAAGGUUAUGGCAGGGAGCCGUACUGCUAUGUAGCUCGGCGCUCACACAAUUGCCAGCCACACUGGGGAGGAAACGCUUAUCUCGUCGAUUCACGCGAGGACUUGGAUAAAGCGACUACUAUCAACGGCGCGACGACGGUCAGCAAGCUCGAUGGGCCUGGUGGCGGCGAGAUUGUUACCUUGAAGGAUCCGGUUGGUCAUCCUGUCCACCUAGUCUGGGGAAUCCAAGAGAAGGAGCCAGAGAUCGAGCAGAGGAACCUGCGGAAGCUGGUCGUGAACUACGAAGACGAGAAGCCCAGAGUAGGGUGUGGUCAGCGCUUUCAACUAGGUCCAGCGCCGGUGCAUAAGUUUGGUCAUUAUGGCGUCUCCUACCCGCCGGGCACCUAUCAGACGAUGUAUGACUGGUAUACGCAGAAGCUCGGCCUUGCACUGUCCGACGUCGUGACCAUAGAUGGAAAGCCUGCGGUCGCCUUCUUUCAUAUCGAUCAUGGACUCGGGUAUACGGAUCAUCAUUCUUUUUACCUGAAACCUGCAAAGGAAGGCGAGAAGGUUGAUGUUUCGCAUAGUGCUUUUGAAGUCCAUGACUUUGAUGUGCAGCAGUUAGGCCACAACUACCUCGAAUCGAAAGGGUAUAAACUAUCGUGGGGUGUUGGUAGACAUGUCCUUGGAAGCCAAAUCUUCGACUACUGGUAUGAUGAGAGCGGUUUCGAGGUAGAACACUAUGCGGACGGUGAUCUGGUCAACAGCGAGACACCCGUGACUAGGGAGGAGUUGGGACCGCACUCUAUGUAUAUUUGGGGUCCAGAAAGGCCUACUCUCAGGGACUAG